Corticium candelabrum is the source of this 2589-nucleotide messenger RNA. RefSeq names its product mitogen-activated protein kinase kinase kinase 15-like. Gene Ontology annotation, molecular function: ATP binding; protein kinase activity; protein binding. NCBI's taxonomy places the organism in Eukaryota, Metazoa, Porifera, Homoscleromorpha, Homosclerophorida, Plakinidae. The record is from RefSeq and is a predicted model, not a curated record. Bases 115 to 2532 code for a protein of 805 amino acids. Gene Ontology annotation, biological process: MAPK cascade; protein phosphorylation. The transcript is spliced from 26 exons.
GAAACGUCAGCCCUUGAUCGUUUCUACUAUGCAGAUGUCGUGGUUGGUGACCUAAGCGAAAGUGCUCAGCGAGCACCGCUGUUCUAUCAGCUGGGAGUGCGAGACAGCUUCGAUAUGCUACACAACAUCGUAACAUUUCUUGACAAGGAUGAGGAAGAGACGUUGGCGUUGCUAAAGCUGUCGUGCACUACCUACAAGUUUGUUCCUUAUUAUGUGUUGGAAGACGGCAGUGUUAUUGCUACUGAAGUUCAACAUGGAGGUGGAAAACAGAAUGGGACACGAACAGGAGUGCCAUUGGUUCGGAAGUUUCGAAGGAUGUUGCAGGAAAUGGAUGUGGCAGCUCGUAAGCAGCACAAGGAGUAUUUUCUAAGUGCUUUACGUAAAGCCAGGGAAAAUUCGAAAGGAGAAGAACUUAAAGAGGAGUUGGGAAGAAUCAAGAAGAUGAUGGAUGAAGAUCCACGUUUGUACUCAGGAGAUAUUAUUGUACAGUUGCUACUGACAUACAGGGACAUGCAGGAUUAUGAUGCUAUGGUGAAUCUAGUUGAGCAGUUACCUGUUGAUGAGCAAACACAGAAGGCUGCUGUUCAACAGCAUUAUGCCUUUGCUUUGAAUCGACGGAAAAAUGAAGGUGACAGGGAGAAAGCCUUGGCGAUUCUAAAAGAAGUAUUGAAAAAGAAAGAGAACCAUGUACCUGAUCUUCUCUGUCUUUGUGGACGCAUUUACAAAGACAUAUUUGUUGAAUCUGAGUAUGGAGACCAAGAAUCGUUAGAAAAUGCUAUUGUGUGGUAUCGACAGGGGUUUGAUGUCCAACCUAAUGUGUAUGCUGGUAUCAAUCUGGCAACUCUGCUUGUCAUAUCAGGCAAACAGUUCAACAAAUCAACAGAACUACAAAGAAUAGGCAUCACAUUGAACAAUCUCUUGGGAAAGAAGGGGAGCCUGGAGUCUUUACAAGACUACUGGGAUGUGGCCACAUUCUUUGAGAUAAGUGUAUUGGCUGAAGACUACAGCAAAGCGUGUGCCGCUGCUGAGUGUAUGUUCAAGAUGAAGCCACCAGUAUGGUAUCUCAAAUCAACUCUUGGAAACAUCAACUUGAUCAACUCUUUGAGGAAGGAUGAGACUGAGAAUGUAAGCCAAGAGAAAACGGGAUUUGAUUUCUGGAUGGAUUUUUUUGUUGAGGCUACAGUUGAAACAACAGCUGCAGUCAGAUUUCCAGUGCUUGUUCUUGAACCGAGCAAAAUCUAUGUCCCAAGUUAUGUGGUUGUACACACAGACACCGAUGAGAAGUCCAUUGAGCUGUGUCACGUAUGCUGGCCUCAGUCGUUGGAAAAGUUUCCCCACAACUGGAAAUUUUCUGCUGACUCAAUCAAAAGUGUUAGCCUGUACAAGAGGGAGGAGAGAUGUUUGUUCCUCUAUGUGCAAGAAAACUCUGAUGACUUUCAGGUCUUCUUUCCAUCUAUAGCUCACAGACAAAGGUUUCAUGAAUUGUCUAUGCGUAUUGUGGAUCUGGAGGAGGUAGGACAAGACAUUGAUCAGGAGGAGGAGGGAUUUCCUUAUGAGUAUGAAUAUGAUGAGAAAACAAAUGAAAGAGUUAUUCUCGGUCGAGGAACAUUUGGUGUCGUCUAUGCAGGAUUUCAUUCAAGCACCAAACAGCGCCUGGCUAUUAAGGAAGUUCCUGAGAAAGACAAAAGUGAUGUGCAGCCUCUCCAUGAAGAGAUACGACUUCAUCAGCAGCUUCACAAUAAUAACAUUGUUCGCUACCUUGGGUCUCGAAGUGAGGAUGGUUUCUUCAAGAUUUUUAUGGAGCGAGUGCCUGGAGGGAGCUUGGCAUCUUUACUGAAGAAACACUGGGGUCCUUUGAAGAACGAUGAGAAGAUAAUUCGACAUUACACACGGCAGAUUGUAGCAGGAUUGAAUUAUUUGCAUAACCAAAAAAUAGUUCACAGAGAUAUUAAAGGUGACAAUGUAUUGGUGAAUACAUACAGUGGUGUUGUCAAGAUAUCUGACUUUGGUACAUCAAAACGACUGUCUGGCAUCAAUCCUAGCAGUGCAUCAUUUACUGGGACAAUGCAGUUUAUGGCUCCAGAAGUAAUUGAUGCUGGCCAGAGAGGAUAUGGAAUGAAGGCUGACAUUUGGUCUCUUGGCUGCACUGUGAUAGAAAUGGCGACUGGUCUGCCACCAUUCUUUGAACUGGGUAGCCCUCAUGCUGCUGUCUUCAAAGUUGGGUUUCACAAAAUCCAUCCCGAUAUUCCAGAGGAGAUGUCAGAGGAUGCCAAGAGUUUUCUCAAAAGAUGCUUUGAUCCUAAUCCUGGAACAAGAGCAUCAGCAGUUGAGCUUCUUCAACAUCCAUUCUUAGCUGUAAAAAGGACCAAGUCUGGCGAUUCUAAAAAACGGCCUAACUCUGUUGCAACAACACUUCCCGAGGAUCGGUAUCAACGUAGUUACUCCACACCUGUUCUACAAGAUGCAAACACAGCAUCUUCAGUUGAUAACAGAACUGCUUCUAAAUAUGUUGAAGUUUUGCUGUGGAAAUGAUAAUUGAGUUGAUGGUCAAUGUCAAACUUUACUAGCUAGUUGAGACUUGUGUUGGAU